Cuscuta campestris is the source of this 1812-nucleotide messenger RNA. Lineage: Eukaryota; Viridiplantae; Streptophyta; Magnoliopsida; Solanales; Convolvulaceae. The record is from the annotation of a GenBank genome assembly.
AUUCCACGAUUUGGGAAGCCUCUCUUCGGUUCUGGUCUCCUUCUUCGUCCAAUCCUCAGGUAUUUCUUUCUCCAUUCUCCAUCUCUGACUCUUCCCUGCUUCCAAUUCCAACCUUUUUCAAACAAAAAUUAUGCAUUUGCUUCAAUUUUCAGUCAAUUUUGGCAGGAAAAUUUACAAACCAGACAUCAUUAUUAUAGAUAUAGAUAGAUAAAUAGAUGUCAGUUGAGAGAGACAAGUCGGUGGAAGAAUCAAAGCAAAACCAAGACACAUGGCUAAGUACGGAAGAGAGACAACCAAUAACUGGUGACAUUGGUAAUAACAUUUCCUUGAUGUCUGAACCGGUUGUGAUCCCCGAUGAAAAUCGACUCGAACGGACUCAAAAUAAGUGUUCAAGCAGAUCGUCUGAUGAUCAUUUGAGCCUCGUGGAGCGAUCCCUUUCUGCUGCUGGUGCUGCUUUUCUCUCAGCAGUACUUGUGAACCCUCUAGAUGUUGUGAAGACAAGACUACAAGCACAAGCAGCAGGUGAUCUCUAUUCACACCCUUUAAGCAACAUGACAAGUCGCAUGGCAUAUUUUGGGCCAAACAUGAUGUUUGCUGAUCUAAGGUGUUCACCUUCAUGUACUCGUGCUGGUGUUCAUGGAACAGUUUCGAUUUGUCCACCUGAUUGUUUCCAGUACAAAGGAACUCUUGAUGUGUUCUACAAAAUAAUUCGACAGGAAGGUAUUUCUAGGCUUUGGCGAGGGACGAUUGCUGGUCUUGCACUCGCAGUACCAACAGUCGGGAUCUACUUGCCAUGCUAUGACAUUUUUCGCAACAAGUUAGAGGAAUACACUUUCAAAAAUGCACCAAGCUUGAUGCCAUACGCUCCAUUGCUAGCUGGUUCAUUAGCCCGUUCUUUAGCUUGCACAAGUUGCUACCCUAUUGAACUUGCCAAAACACGCAUGCAGGCUUUCAAGGAAAUGCACAAGGGUAAAAAGCCUCCUGGAGUCGUGAAGACUUUAUUUGAGGCCGUCUCUAGUGUUAAGACCACUGCUAAUGCUAGUAACAGCAUUCAAAGCUAUCGCGUACUUUGGACAGGCCUAGGGGCACAACUUGCCCGCGAUGUUCCAUUUUCUGCAAUAUGUUGGUCGACUCUAGAGCCGACAAGAAGAUGGCUUCUUGGUUUGAUGGGUGAUGACAAAAAUGCUGUUGGCAUCCUUGGAGCAAAUUUCUCUGCUGGUUUUGUGGCAGGAAGCCUUGCUGCUGCUGCGACCUGUCCACUUGACGUGGCGAAAACCCGAAGGCAGAUUGAGAAGGACCCCAUCAGAGCACUGACUAUGACGACAAGAAAGACAUUAAUGGAGGUUUGGAGAGAUGGGGGCAUGAAGGGGCUGUUCACAGGCGUUGGGCCCCGCGUUGGCCGGGCUGGCCCAUCUGUUGGUAUAGUGGUGUCGUUCUAUGAAGUUGUAAAAUACGUCUUUCAUCACCAGUACGCGAUGCCAUAAGAUGAUGUACAAAACAAAGGCACUAUGAGAAUCGGAUCGAUAUAUUUUGGCAUAUACUGACGAAUAAAACUCGGCCUCUUGGUAAAGAUCAUGAGUGAUCAUCACCACUUGUUAGGAAAUGAAAUAACAUAUGUCUUCUCACUUUUUUUUACCUGAACAAUUCGGUUUGUUUAGUGUCUAUGGUGAAGAAGAAGAAGAGAUUUUGGAAAAUUUUGUCAAUAUAUAUUUAGUAAUUGACUGUAGUGGAAAACUUUGUCUAAUACUCCAAACUACAGACUCUAGUUGUCCAUUAGAGUGGGUUUCAUGCAAAGAAACACUAAAAGUCAGA